This is a messenger RNA of Triticum turgidum subsp. durum (durum wheat), 633 nucleotides long. The record is from the annotation of a GenBank genome assembly. Lineage: Eukaryota; Viridiplantae; Streptophyta; Magnoliopsida; Poales; Poaceae.
AUGUCGUACGCCUACCUCUUCAAGUACAUCAUCAUCGGCGACACAGGCGUGGGCAAGUCAUGCCUGCUGCUGCAGUUCACCGACAAGAGGUUUCAGCCCGUGCACGACCUCACCAUCGGCGUCGAGUUCGGCGCCCGCAUGAUCACCAUCGACAACAAGCCCAUCAAGCUCCAGAUUUGGGACACGGCUGGCCAAGAAUCAUUCAGAUCUAUAACAAGAUCAUACUACAGAGGUGCUGCUGGUGCUCUUUUGGUUUAUGAUAUCACCAGGAGGGAAACUUUUAACCAUCUUGCGAGCUGGCUAGAAGAUGCAAGACAGCAUGCAAAUGCCAAUAUGACAGUGAUGUUAAUCGGAAACAAAUGUGAUCUGUCUCAUAGACGGGCUGUCAGCUACGAGGAGGGUGAACAGUUCGCCAAGGAGCAUGGUCUAGUCUUUAUGGAAGCAUCUGCAAAAACAGCACAAAAUGUUGAGGAGGCAUUCAUUAAGACGGCUGGAACAAUAUACAAGAAAAUCCAAGAUGGUGUUUUUGAUGUAUCUAAUGAGUCCUACGGAAUCAAAGUUGGCUAUGCUGUCCCCAAUGCAUCCGGAGGUGGUGCUGGCUCGUCCUCUCAAUCAGGUGGCUGCUGCAGUUAA